Molecule: messenger RNA, 447 nt
Organism: Myripristis murdjan (pinecone soldierfish)
Lineage: Eukaryota; Metazoa; Chordata; Actinopteri; Holocentriformes; Holocentridae
Gene: lhb
Product: luteinizing hormone subunit beta
Exons: 3
Coding region: 1-447 (148 amino acids)
Biological process (GO): G protein-coupled receptor signaling pathway; ovulation
Cellular component (GO): cytoplasm; extracellular region
Molecular function (GO): hormone activity
Source: RefSeq, a predicted model, not a curated record
AUGAUGGUUGUGCCAGUCAGCAGAGGGAUGUUCUCCCUGAUGUUCAGCCUGGUCUUGGGAGCCUUGUGCUCCAUUUGGCCCAUGGCCUAUGGAGGGGCCUAUGAGCUGCCGCCCUGCCAGCUCAUCAACCAAACGGUGUCGGUGGAGAAGGAGGGCUGUCCCAGGUGCCACCCAGUGGAAACCACCAUCUGCAGCGGCCAUUGCAUCACUAAGGACCCUGUCAUCAAGAUACCUUUCAGCAACGUCUACCAGCAUGUGUGCACGUACCAGGAUUUGCAUUACAAGACAUUUGAGCUCCCCGACUGUCCUCUGGGAGUGGACCCGAUCGUCACCUACCCUGUGGCUUUGAGCUGCUACUGUGGCCGCUGUGCCUUGGACACAUCUGACUGCACCUUCGAGAGCCUGCAGCCUGACUUCUGCAUGAACGACUCACCUCACUACUACUAG